GGAAGUGGAAGUGGAGGUUGAUGGCGAUGCGAUCAUUAAGCAUGGAUAAGUGUCGGACCUCGGCACGGCUUUGCUCAUCUGAAUAGAGGGAGCCGUGAUUGGUUGCAUUUGGGAAUAUAUAAACACUGCUCAGAAAUCUGAAAAUCAUAGUUCACUAUUAGAAUAUAUAUCGAUUUAUUCCAUUGAUAGUUGGAUUUGGCGCUGCGCCUUGGUAGCUCGCUCUGGGUGUGAUGUUGGUGAAAGCAAUGCAAUGAGAUUCAGAUCAGCUGACUAAGCUCAACUUCCAUGGGAAAGCUUCUCGAGCCUCGUGCGUGAGAUAUGGACAGUGGAAAUGUCAAAACACUCCAAAGAGAAGAAAAUGAACGGCAAAUAGAGUAAUAUAUUGCUUACCCAGAAUCUAAAAGGUUUGAUGAGUAGGUUGGGAUUCCAUUUCAUGAUCGUGGGAUCAGCCUCUUUCUCAUUCUUCUCAGCCUUGUCCCUCCUUCAACAACAAUCAUGGCAGCAGUAACUAAUGCAGAUAUUUCUGUUGUGCCCACAACUAUCCAUGUUAUCAAUCGAGUAGAAGAAUGUAGUGGGAAAUCUAAGCCCGUACAGCCCUCGAAAGAUCAGAUCACUAUCAUUCAAUACACAGACACAUUCGCAGAGCUGAUAGGAUCCUCGCCCACCCAUUCCCUCCUACUAUCGACAUCCACAACCUCCAAGAACCCUUUCUUCCACGAAGCCUGCGUCUUCGUUCCUACUCACGAUGAGCUCUACAUCACCUCCAAUCUCCUCCAAUCCACCUCUUCCUCCAACUUCCCAACUAUCCUGAUAUCCCGAGUGAAGCUACUCCGAACCGACCGCCUCAGUGGAGACAACAAUGUGCACACCGUGGAAUGGGCCAAAAUGCGGCCACCGCCUGGCAUCGACAUGCCCAAUGGAGGGGUAAACUACAAAGACGGCAUACUCUUCUGUGCGCAAGGAACUUCUCAAGCGGGAACAGGCGGAAUAUACUUCAUGCCUCGAGGAAAGCCACCACAAGCUUGCGUGACGAAUUUCCAUGGACGGGACUUCAAUUCAGUCAAUGAUGUGGUCGUUGCGAAAGAUGGCUCAAUCUGGUUUACGGAUCCUUGCUAUGGCUUUGAACAAGACUUUAGACAGAGGCCGAAAUUGCCUUGCCAGGUCUAUAGAUUUGAUCCUGAUUCUGGGGAUCUGAGGGUCGUGGCUGAUGGGUUGGGAAGACCGAAUGGGAUUGCGUUUAGUCCGGAUGAGAAGACAGUAUACAUCACGGAUACGGACCAUAUUCAUGGGGAUGGAAGCAAGGAUCCUUUGAGAGCAUCCACUAUCUACGCAUUCGAUGUAAUCCCUGGUCCAUUCCUAGCCAAAAAGAGAGUGUUUGCAUUCGCAGCAGUUGUUUUCCCAGAUGGCAUCAAGUGUGAUGUUUACGGUAAUGUAUAUUCAGGCUGUGGAGAUGGAGUCGAGGUGUGGAAUCCUGUUGGGACUUUGAUCGGGCGGAUUCUUGUUCCUGGAGGAGUUGCGAACUUCUGUUUUGGUAAGGAUGGAGAGAUGUUCCUCUGUGCUGAGCAGAAUCUUUGGAGGUUGCAAUUGGCGAGAGAGACAAAGGGUGCAUUGCUGGGCAUUUGACAGUCGGUCAUGAUAAAUAAUAUAUACCUUUCCAUCAUGACUCUAGAUUAAUGAAGAGGGAAGUGAAAUGACACUCGGU
Molecule: messenger RNA, 1702 nt
Organism: Cadophora gregata
Lineage: Eukaryota; Fungi; Ascomycota; Leotiomycetes; Helotiales; Ploettnerulaceae
Exons: 4
Coding region: 496-1623 (375 amino acids)
Source: RefSeq, a predicted model, not a curated record